CUCAGAAUAAUCCAAUUCCUUGUAGAGAGCAAAUUUUGCAAACCAUAAGAAUGAACAGAAACAUCCUCCUACUAAGGUAAGAACCAAAAUGAAUAAUGUUCUAUCCGCGAUGAUGGUCUCCCCAGGCUUGUUACCAUCAGGGACUUUGCUAGAUUCUCUGAUUCAUGUGUGCAAUGAAGUUGGCUCAAUGGAGAAGUUUCCCUUGGUACACACAAGAAACGUUUCAACCAUGAUAAGGAGGAUCAAACUUCUCUCUUCUUUGUUUGAAGAGAUUCAAGAAACGGAUACUCCACUCCCUCCUUCCUCGAUCCUGUGUCUCACAGAACUCUUCUCUGUGAUAAGAAGAGUCAAAGUUUUGAUCCAAGAUUGCAAGGAUGGAAGUUCUCUUUGGAGUCUCAUACAGUUAGAGUUCAUAUCCAACCAAUUUUAUGUGCUUGUUAAGGAGAUGGGAAGGGCCCUUGAUAUCCUUUCCUUGAGUUUGCUUAAUGUAACCUCAGAUAUUAAGGAACAAGUGGAGCUUCUUCACAAGCAAGCAAAGAGGGCUGAGUUACUCAUUGAUCCUAGAGAGCUUCACCGAAGAGAACAGCUUAUACAAGUAAUGGCCAACAACAGUUUACAAAACAAGAAGAAGAAGGGGCUCGUUGACUUUGGCAAAGUGGAAGAGAUAUUAAGUAGCAUUGGUUUGAGAACUCCAUCAGAUUAUGAAGAGGAAAUAUCCAAGUUAGAGGCUGAAGCUCAGAACCAAGCUGGCACAGGAGGAUUAAUUGUUGUCUCCAAUAUAAACAAUCUCAUAUCUCUGAUGUGCUAUUCCAAAUCCAUGAUAUUCAAAGAAGGAGAGAGUGAUACAAAAGAAGAUUGUAAGCCACUAUCUUCAUUUUUGUAUAACAAAGUAUAUGAUAGUUCUUCAUCCUCUCAGUCCAUGACACCUAAUGUUCCUGAUGAAUUUCGUUGUCCAAUUUCACUUGACUUAAUGAGGGACCCGGUGAUUGUGUCAUCAGGGCACUCUUAUGAUAGAAUCUCAAUUGCACAAUGGAUAAACUCUGGUCAUCACACAUGCCCCAAAAGUGGGCAAAGGCUAAUUCACACGGCUCUCAUACCAAACUAUGCAUUGAAGAGCCUUGUUCAGCAAUGGUGCCAUGACAACAAUGUUCCAGUGGAUGAGCCUACCACCGAAGGAAACAAGAACAGCAGCAAGAAGUUGAAGGAAGAUGCUGUAGACCAUAUUUCUGCAAACAAAGCCGCUGCGGAUGCUGUCAAAAUGACAGCAGAAUUUCUAGUUGGAAAAUUGGCAACUGGUUCUGCUGACAUCCAAAGGCAAGCUGCAUAUGAGCUUCGGUUACUCACAAAAACUGGCAUGGUUAACCGAAGCGUCAUAGCCGAGGUAGGGGCUAUUCCCUUUCUUGUAACACUCCUAGGAUCUCAAGAUUCAAGAAUCCAAGAGCAUGCAGUGACAGCCUUGUUCAACCUCUCCAUAUUCGACAACAACAAGAUUUUGAUCAUGGCAGCAGGAGCAGUUGACAGCAUAGUGGAAGUACUUGAAUCAGGGAAGACCAUGGAGGCAAGGGAGAAUGCAGCAGCAUCAAUAUAUAGUUUGUCUAUGGUGGAUGAGUGCAAAGUGCAAAUUGGAGGAAGGCCAAGGGCAAUACCUGCCUUAGUCGAACUCUUGAAAGAAGGAACUCCAAUAGGGAAAAGAGAUGCUGCAAGUGCACUGUUCAAUCUUGCAGUUUACAAUCCUAACAAGGUAAGUGUUGUUAAGGCUGAGGCAGUUCCUGUGCUGGUUGAGUUGCUUAUGGAUGACAAGGCUGGCAUAACAGAUGAUGCUCUUGCUGUUCUUGCUUUGCUCCUAGGUUGCUCUGAGGGGCUAGAAGAGAUAAGGAACAGUAGAGCAUUGGUGCCACUUCUUAUUGAUCUUCUGAGAUUUGGAUCAGUGAAAGGGAAGGAAAAUUCAAUAACCCUUUUGCUAGGACUGUGCAAACAAGAGGGGGAAGUGGUGGCAAGGAGGCUCUUGGCAAAUCCAAGGAGCAUUCCUUCACUGCAAAGCUUGGCUGCUGAUGGGUCUUUGAGAGCUAGGAGAAAGGCAGAUGCAGUGCUUAGGUUUCUCAAUAGGUGCUGCUCUCAGCCUCAUCAUUGUGUUUAGUAGAGUAGGGUGUGUGCAAUCACAUCACUUCACAGUUGUAUAUUUUGUGAAUGGUAUUAUACAUGAAAGACUGGUCAUCAUUUGUUUGCAAUUUUUUUGGUAUCAAAACUUUGGAGCUUUGUCCAAUGAUUUGCUGAUUAGGAAAUAAUAAUCCCUGGAUUGAGUAGUUAAUUAUCACUUGUGCAAA
This is a messenger RNA of Glycine soja, 2324 nucleotides long. RefSeq names its product U-box domain-containing protein 1-like. Gene Ontology annotation, cellular component: cytoplasm; nucleus. The record is from RefSeq and is a predicted model, not a curated record. The transcript has a single exon. The coding region runs from base 89 to 2137 and encodes 682 amino acids. NCBI's taxonomy places the organism in Eukaryota, Viridiplantae, Streptophyta, Magnoliopsida, Fabales, Fabaceae. Gene Ontology annotation, molecular function: ubiquitin-protein transferase activity; protein binding. Gene Ontology annotation, biological process: protein ubiquitination; cell surface receptor signaling pathway.